Adineta steineri is the source of this 1937-nucleotide messenger RNA. The record is from the annotation of a GenBank genome assembly. NCBI's taxonomy places the organism in Eukaryota, Metazoa, Rotifera, Eurotatoria, Adinetida, Adinetidae.
UGUGGGUGUGGGUGUGGGUGUGGGUGUGGGUGUGGGUGUGGGUGUGGAUUCCUCCUAUCUUCACCCAAAGAAUAAGUCAUAAUAAAAUAAAAAAAUCUAUAUUGAAAUUUACAAGUUUUCUUCUGAAACUAUGUUUCUUAUCUAAACUUUUUAUGUGUAUACCGCACCUCACACUUGAACUUAAGUAUUCAACUAUCUAUCUGCAAGAAGAUGACAGUGGCGGAUGAGAGGGGGCGGGCAAGAGUGUACAGGGAGCAUGGGUGUAGAGGCCUGCAGGGCAAUAUAUUUUAGCAACCUGUACUCUGCUCUGCUCAGAUUUUGACAACCUUUAACCUGCCCUGCCCUGCUAUACAUUAUAAAAAACUCUAAACUUCCAUAUCAAUUUGUUAUACAAUUUUAUUUAAUCCAUUUUAAAUCAUAGAGUGAAUAAAUAAACAAAAAUAAAAUCACAGAUCUCGAAAAUUUCAAAUCAUUAACAUAUCGUCUAUAACAUCUGAACUUAAUGCUCUGUAUAAUUUUAUAAAAUAUGUUUUUAGUAUUUAGUGUGAAAAAUUUAUAACAGGUUGACAGGUUACGACCCUCGUACCUUGCAGCCUGCCCUGUAAAAAUUUCCAUAACCUUGUCCUACCCUGUCCGGCCAGGGCAGGGUAGGGCAGGGCAAGUUAGCUCAACCUGCAGGGCUCUACAUAGGUGAUCGUAGAGCACAGGGAACAUGAGUGAGUUUAAAGCACAGGAGACAUAGGUGAGCGUGGAGCAUAGGGCAUACGGGUGAGUGUAGAGCUCAGGGAGAAUAUGAGUAAGGAGAGCAGGAGUAACUGAGCAAGUAGAACAUCAUUGACGACGAAGGGAAGAGAAAUAUAUAAAGAGAAUAUUUUAAUACUUGAAGUAGACAAUUGAAUUCCACUUUCAAGUUUGAUACUACUCAAUUUUUAUUGAGUCAGUUUUCCCUAUAAUACGAAAUCCUACCCCUUCACAGGGGCCUCUAGUGUUUGAGUCUAUUGUAACAAUUUAAACUUAAGAAAGUAAUUGAUAAUAUAUUUUCUUUUAGUAAUUGUUGCAAUGUUUAUAACUUUGAUAUAAACAUAGUUAUUAUAAUUUGUUUUCUAUUGGUCUAAACUACAGUAUCAUAUUUUCUCGUAAGCGCAGUUUAUCGAUAAACUCUUAUUUUUCUAGUUUAUCAGAUUUUUAUCAGUGACAUACAUCCUCACUUAACUAUUUUCAAUGAAAUAUUUACAUAUAUAUAUAUAUAUUAUAUUUUUCUUUUCUUAGCAUCAUCAUCAUCUUGCCAGUUAACGUUUGAAUUAUUAACUAGACAAGUCGAUAGCCAACAAGCAGAAGGCUCAAUUGCUGUGAGUGAUUUUAAUAACGAUGGUCUAUGGGAUAUUAUUUUAACUCUUUUUCGCCAGUACACUAAUAUAGUAGUGUUUGGGGAUGGCUAUGAUUCCUUCACAAGAUCAAUAACGAUAAACACGGAAUGUUCCACGACUGGAACAUAUGUCAUUGCCGCUGAUAUCAAUAACGAUGCUCAGAUGGAUAUUGUUACUGCUUGUGACGGGGGUCCAAACCUAGUCAGUAUUAUACUUGGAAAUGGUGAUGGAUCUUUUCGUGAGGCAAUAGUAUAUUCAACAGGAGAAGACGGAUAUGCCAUAUGGCUCGACACCGGCGAUUUCAAUGGUGACGGUAACUUAGACAUUGUUGCCUCUAUAUAUGGAAUUUCCGGUAAUCGUACUGUAGAAGUGUUGUUUGGGGAUGGUAAUGGAUUCAUCGGAGGACAUACACGGUUUUCGACAGGACAGAACGACCCUUCGUGGUCACUUGUUGUUGGUGAUUUCGAUAAUGACAGACAAUUAGAUAUUGCUAUCGGCAAAUUUUAUGUGCCACAGAUAGUUGUGCUGCUAGGAUAUGGCAAUGGGAGUUUUGGACCACCCAUAAUCAAU